GAGGAGCAUUGGUGGUAGGAAACUCAGGACUGGGCUUGCUCUGGCUACAAGUUGGACCUCCAGGCUUUAGUCCAAUCCCUGGGACCACCAUGUCUCCCAUGCUCCGGGUCCUGCUGUGCCUUGGUCUGUGUUUGGACUGGAGGAUCAAGGCACAGAAUUGUUCUGACUUGACUCCAGGCCUACUCUCCAAACCCUCUCUCUGGGCAAAGCCAGGGGCUCUGAUACCUAAGGGGAAACUUGUGACCUGCUGGUGUCAGGGAUCUUCUGAGGCUUUAGGCUACAGACUGGAGAAAGAGGGAACCCAUUGGAGUGAAACGUCCUACUGUAAUGGGAGUAAAGCUUCGUUCUCUCUGGGGGAAAUGAAAACAGAGACUUCUGGGCGUUACCUCUGUCAAUACUGGACCUCAUCUGGCUGUUCAGACUUCAGUGACCCCCUGAUGCUGAUUAUGACAGGCCAGCAUGACAAACCAGUCCUCUCUGCCAAACCCAGCUCUGUGGUGGUCCCUGGGGAGAAUGUGACCCUCCACUGUAACUCUUCAUAUGAUGUGGAUGGCUUCAUGAUGUCUAAGGAUCAAGUAGAUGAAAUGACCCCUCCUAGACCAUGGACGAUUCAGGCCAAAUUCUCCAUCUGGGCUGUGAAAGCUACUGAUGGAGGAACAUACCGAUGCUACUCUUUUUAUAGUAACUCCUUCUAUGAGUGGUCUGUCCCUAGUGAUCCCCUGGUCCUCAGGGUCACAGAGACUCCUGAAGACCAUAGUCUCUCAGUUCCUAGGGAACCAGACUCCACAAGCCCAGUAACCACCUCUCCGAAGCAUUCUGACCAGAUAUUUGGUCUUCCCAGGCUCACAGCAAGCAUACUGAUGGGCAUCUUAGCCCUCAUCAUCCUGCUCUUAUUUAUCCUUCCCUUCCUCCUCCUACGACGACGUUGCAGUCAACAGCACUCCAGAAUCAAGAGUAGGGACAAAGAAGCAGAAAUCAAGGAGACGCUGAGAAGAUGCUCCUGUGAAGGAAGACAGACAGAGGAGGCCAGACAAGAAGAUGCAGUAGCUUUCAAAAGAGAAGACCCUCAGGAAGUGACCUAUGUCCAGCUGAACCUCAAAUGCCUCAAGAGUGGGGCCAAACCCCCUUCCCCCUCUGUACCAGUGGAGCCCACUGUCUAUGCUACCUUCACAUGGGCUGUGUCUGGGCCAGAGGAUGAGGACACAGGCAGCAGAUUCCCCAGACCCUCCCUCAGGGCAGAAGAUGGCUCUUUGGUGCCCCAUGGGGGAGCUGUGACCCUCAGGUGCAGGGGGUCACAGGAGGCUGAUCUGUACCGCCUGGAGCAAAAGCUAGGAUAUGCAAGGUCUGACAUCACAGAUAUGACCACAGUUGGAAUUGAGGUCAACUUUUCCCUUCCUUUUGUGACUUGGAACGAUGCAGGGACCUACUACUGCCACUACAGACACUCACUGGGCUGGUCAGAGCACAGUGAGCCUCUGCAGCUGGUGGUGACAGGCCUUUAUGAAGAACCUUCCCUGGCAGCCCUGCCCAGCUCUGAGGUGGCCUCAGGGCAGAAUGUGACUCUGCAGUGUCAGUCACUGGGAUGGAAUGACUGGUUCGUCCUGUACAAGGAUGGAGAAGAGAUCACCCGUGGGAUGAAGGAGAGUCAUGGAAGGGGGCGUCAGGCUGACUUCUUCUUCCCUGCUGUGAAUUCUACCCAGGAUGGCACUUACCAAUGCUACAGCUUUCGAAGUUCUUCCCCUAAUGCAUGGUCAUCCCCCAGCGCCCCCCUGGUGCUCAGGGUCUCAGGUCCCUCUAUCCUCCAAGCAGCCAUCCUGGUGUGUAUCUCAGCCUUCCUGGUCCUGACCUUCUUCCUCUCCCUCCUCUGCCUUCACCACUGUCGGUGUCAGUCCAGACUUGGGAAAGAGGACAGAGAGACAGAAGUCAAGACCACCAGGAGAUCUGACCCAGCUGGAACCACCCUGGAGGAGGCCCUGUAUGCUGACAGACAGACCGAGGAGGCUGGACAAGAGGAAAAGGCUCUCCAAAGAGAAGACCCUCAGGAAGUGACCUAUGUGCAGCUGGUCAACAAGAGCCUCAUGUCUGAGCCCCCUCCCCAAUCUAGUCCAGUGGAGCCCAGUGUCUAUGCUGUCCUCCGGUGACCUUAGCCCAAGCCCAGGGGACCAGAGGAAGAAGAUGCUCCUUCAUCCAUUCUCCCCCUGCUCUCUGAGGUCACACCCUGUCCUACCUCAUCCACAAGACACCCUGCCAUUAGCACCUCGGCUUGUCACCCCAAGAGGAAAAGCAGAAAAGACAAAAAAGCCUAAAAAGUACAGGGAAUUGUAUUUUCUGGUACUCUGGGAGGGAAAGGAUGCUUCUCUGAGUAGAGUGUGCUCUCUGGAAUGCUGGGACCCCUGAAUUCACCAGAAGGCAGACCACAGCUACUGACGACUAAUUAGGAAUUUCUGGAUCUCUUGCUAGGGGGAAUAUGCUUUAUAGUAGAGGGCAGAACAUACUUACCUUUAGAGGAGGAAAGAGGGAGACUAUCCACCAGCCUUUUUCAUCAUGAGUCUCUUGUGUUGGUCUGGAUCCUCACCUUGUUAAUAGUAAUUGUCAUUCACUGUU
Monodelphis domestica (gray short-tailed opossum) is the source of this 2604-nucleotide messenger RNA. RefSeq names its product leukocyte immunoglobulin-like receptor subfamily B member 4. Lineage: Eukaryota; Metazoa; Chordata; Mammalia; Didelphimorphia; Didelphidae. Gene Ontology annotation, biological process: immune response-regulating signaling pathway. Gene Ontology annotation, cellular component: plasma membrane. The record is from RefSeq and is a predicted model, not a curated record.